This is a messenger RNA of Contarinia nasturtii (swede midge), 539 nucleotides long. RefSeq lists its product as uncharacterized. The transcript is spliced from 3 exons. Lineage: Eukaryota; Metazoa; Arthropoda; Insecta; Diptera; Cecidomyiidae. The coding region runs from base 32 to 364 and encodes 110 amino acids. The record is from RefSeq and is a predicted model, not a curated record.
UUCAUCAAACGUUUUAGACAAAUUUCUGAAAAUGAAAUCGAUUACAAUUAUAUUUUAUAUCUGCGUGGCACAUUUUCCAUCCAUGAUUGAAUCCAUAUCAGAAAAUGAAGUUGCACAGUUAAAUCAACAAUUGAAUGAUAUGGCCACAAACAAUGAAACUAUUGGUAUUUUUAAGCCAUCGCAAAAUGGAUAUCUUGGUAAUGGUGCUCACACUCUUAUGUACAAAGGUACACUACUCUACCCAGAAAAUUUUGAAGUUGCCAUGAAAUUUACACCUAUCCACGAACGAGCACAUGCUGAAAUAAAGAGUCUUACGGGAGUAAGACGAACUUUUCCGCACGGUGGUAGUUGCGUAUUUUAUUAAGAAAGUUCAAAAUAAUAUUUGUUCGAUUUUUCAAGCCUUUCAAGCGUCGUAAAGUUCGAAACCAAACAAUAUGUCUCAACUUUGGCAACGAAAUAUUCUUUAAUUUAAUAGCAGAAGUACCCGAGAAAAGAUUUUUAACACUUUCAUGAUGAACCCAUUUGUGCGGCAUUUGAAA